Messenger RNA from Bacillus rossius redtenbacheri, 1337 nucleotides. RefSeq names its product queuosine 5'-phosphate N-glycosylase/hydrolase. The transcript is spliced from 9 exons. The coding region runs from base 105 to 1127 and encodes 340 amino acids. The record is from RefSeq and is a predicted model, not a curated record. Lineage: Eukaryota; Metazoa; Arthropoda; Insecta; Phasmatodea; Bacillidae.
AAAAAAAUCGUAGCUUCCUGUUUGUAAAGCGUGGGACAACUUUAUCAAUAACAAUAACGUCUUUGACAAUAACAGAAUUUGAAUUCAGCGGUAUAAUACAUGACAUGUCUUCUCUCAAAGUGCCUUUACUGCCAAAGCAGUCAGGUGAAUUUAUUUCUAAGCUAGCGAAAAACGUCAGUAUUCAAAGUAAUGGCGUUGUAGCUUUGGCAAAAGAGAUCGUGGGGAGACUGAAGGACAACUCGCUGAGCGUGCAGAACUUCUCCCAGCACGAACUGCACCCCCAGGUGGCCGAUCGCGCGGCGGUGGACUGGAUAUUCACGGUCGAUACGCUCAACUUCAGCUUCUGGGCCGAGGGGGACGGCUCCCGCAAGUGGGAGGUCGAAUUCAACGGGAAGAAGCACACGGGCUACUUCGCACUGUGCGCCGCGGUCAACAGGGCUCUGCAGGAGGGGGUGCCGGUGACGCGAGCGGAGUUCUGCGCCUCGGUGGGCCGGCAGGCGCUGGGGCAGGUGCUGCGGUCGGCCUCGGGCGUCGAGGCGCCCCUGCUGGGGGAGAGGGCGCUCUGCCUCAACGAAGCGGGCAGGGUUCUGCUGGACAAGCACCAGGGUUCAUUUGUGAAUUGCAUCAAGAAAGCAGAGAACAGCGCUCAGCGUCUGCUAAAAAUCAUCGUCGAAGAUUUCCCUUCGUACAGAGAUGAAGCAGAGUAUGAGGGAUGCAGAGUUUCAUUUUACAAACGAGCGCAGAUUUUGAUUGGUGAUAUCUGGGCGUGCUUUGAAGGCAAGGGAUUCGGAUACUUCGCAGACAUAGAUACUAUCACUAUGUUUGCAGAUUACAGGGUUCCUCAGUCACUGGUACAUUUUGGUGUGCUGCGAUACAGCGAUGAGUUGAUGGCAAAGCUGAAGUCUGGGGUGCCCCUGGAGAGCGGCGGCCGCGACGAGGUGGAGAUCCGGGGCUGCAGCAUCCGGGCGGUGGAGCUGGUCAGGCGGCGGGCGCUGGAGCUGGAGCCCGGCCUGGAGUCCCGCCUCAACUGUGUGCUGGUGGACCACUUCCUGUGGGACUUCCGGCGGGAGCAUGCCGCCCGGCUGGAGGCGGUGCCCUUCCACAGGACCCGCUGCGUCUACUACUAGCUGCCACGCGGGUUGCAGUUUACAACAAGAAACUGCACGAGCAAUCAGCACUGCCGGGGCAGACGACAUACGACACAUCUUUCUUUCGAGGAGCAUCUUGGUGUCAGCACGAGAAACUGCAUGUUCACCCAGGCACGGUUCACCAGCGCAGUCUUCAAGGUGGAGGUGAGAGGUCACUGAGAGGUCACGGCGCCUGCUUGAGGCUCUCCC